Messenger RNA from Anastrepha ludens (Mexican fruit fly), 6416 nucleotides. RefSeq names its product lateral signaling target protein 2 homolog. Gene Ontology annotation, molecular function: metal ion binding. The record is from RefSeq and is a predicted model, not a curated record. The transcript is spliced from 4 exons. The coding region runs from base 172 to 3495 and encodes 1107 amino acids. NCBI's taxonomy places the organism in Eukaryota, Metazoa, Arthropoda, Insecta, Diptera, Tephritidae. Gene Ontology annotation, cellular component: early endosome membrane.
GCUGAUGAUAAAUCACUACUUGCACGCUUCUACCAUGCAGAUCGUUCACUCACAGCUGUUGCCAGCGAACUGGAUAGCUUCGAUGGCCGUGCAGAACCAGAUCGUUGUUCACGUCUUGUUAGUCGGCUACGUCAAGGACAGGACAAAGUGCUCGCCAUCACUAAUUUAAUAAUGGAAGAGUUGCUCGGCGACGAACGCCAUCCGCGCGCGUUUCGUGCCAAAUUCCCCGAGGAAGUAUUACAAGAGAAUCUUGCUGGCCAGCUGUGGUUCGGCGCAGAGUGCCUCGCUGCCGGUUCAUCGAUAAUGCAUCGCGAACAGGAGAGCAAAGAGAUGCGUCCGCUGGCACAGGCGGUGACGAAGAGUCUGGGCACGGUGCGUAGUUUGUUGCGCGAUCAAUGCCUGCGUAACAAUGUGCCGAAUAGCAAAACACUGCAUUUGGAUCUGAAUGAUUCGGCUACGGAGCAAUUGCAUGAAAGUUUGAAGAUCUUCGAUCGGUUAUUUGCCGAAUUCGAAUUACGUUACGUCAGCGCGAUGGUGCAGGUGAAGACGAAGGAGGAGUAUGAGAUGCAGGAGCUGAUUUGUGUGCUGUUUUCGGAGACACUGCAACGUGCACUUAAACUUGGCCUGAUCGAUCAGGAUAAAGUAGAUACAUUCGAUCCGGCUUUGAUGUUUUCCAUUCCACGGUUGGCAAUCAUAACUGGGCUCGUCGUUUACCCAAAGGGGCCGCUGAAUAUGGAUAUGUCUGCGGAUCAGCUGUCCGAAAUGUUUCGGCCCUUUCGCACGAUACUCAUAAAAAUACGUGAUCUAUUGCGUACGCUGAGCAAGAGCGAGCUGCAGCAGCUGGAAAAGCUUUUGUGCACCAAUGAGGAUAUACAGCUGAAUCAGCCAGUUGGGACCAGCAGCAUUGAGGCGCCGAGUGAGGAUCAACAGAACAACAAUAGCAACAUCAGCACUAUUAGCACAAACACUAGCAUCCAGAACCCCGCCAGCACCGUAACGGAAGAAACGGCAGAUACCAUAUCGCUAGAGCAACGAAACAAUAAUCUAAGCAACGCGAUGUCCAGCGCUGCUACCUGGGAGACGCAAGUUCCAACCGCUGAUCGCAACUCAACAAGUUCAAAAAGUGAUUUAAGAACUAAUAAAAUAGAAGAUGGUGCCGUUGCAAAGUCCCGUUGUAGCUCUUGCGUGCGUCGCUCGGUAUCAUCAGCCUCUGGUGAUAGUUCAGCAAUUUCCACACCCGCCGUUUCGCCUACUCCAUCACAUUCGAUUGUGUCUACAACAUCUGCUGUGACCAACAGUUCGACUACCUCACCUGCAGACUGGUCCGAUGAGGACGACGAGGACACUGAGGAGGAUGAAGACAAUGAGGACGAUGAUGACGACGACGUUGACGAUGAUGAUGUUGAUAUUCUCGCCAAUGCAGACGAAGAUGACGACGAGGUCGUGAUCGGUGAUUGUGAGAACGAAGACAUGGUAUCCGCCGAUUGCGCUUCCGGCUAUCUCAUUCCAAACACAAAUUUCGGCAAUCUUUUGCAACCUCAAGAAGUUCCUUUGACGGGCAAUUUCAUCGCCAGUGAAGAUGAUCUUUCCAGCAAUGCAAAUGUGGAGGUGGAAGAUGAGCAUGCGUUUUCAGACGUACCCACCACCAGCGCGGCAUUGAGACGGCUACAUCUUAAUAGUCAAACUGAACACUCAUCCAUGGAAAGUGGCGAUAAGACGACAAUAAUCGUACCAACAGCAACCACUUUAACGCCCUCACCAAAGUCAUCUCCCUCCAGUGGCAGUAGUGAUAACAUUUCCAGCCACCAUAGCACUGAAACUGAUAAGGUGUCUGCAUGCAGCUGUGAGCCUACAACUUCCUCAUCCUCGACAACGCGUAGCAAUAAAACCGAAUCGAGCGGGAAACAGUCAACACAACAUCAUUCCAGCAGCCAUCGUCACCAUCAUCGUCAUCAUGACCACAGCUGCACAUCAGCACGAACACAUGCAACGCACAGUCAUCAUACCCAUCACAGUCCUUCAAGCCGUCACCAUCCCUACCAUCAUCAUAGCCAUCACCAUCAUCAUCGGCGUAAUCGCAGCCACAAUGAACACACAACAAAGGCGAAAAACAACAGUGCUGAAACUGGUGUUAGUGUUAGUAGUGAUGCCACCGCACAUCAGGUGGUGAAACCGUGUGAAGUGAAGGAAGGCAAGAAGUCGAAGUCGACCACAUGUCUCAACAACACCUCGAGCGCAGAUAGCAGCACUGCAUCUUCGCUGUCCGAUGGUGUUGUUGAUGUGCAUCAACAACCUAACGAAGUUAGUCAGGCUAUAAAGGUGGCCACGCGCAAAAGAUUCAAAAGCAUCGAAAAUCUAUUGCAUCGCCUUUUCGUUUGCAUUGCCGGCGUGGCUGAUCAACUGCAGACGAAUUUUGCAGCCGAUUUACGUCAAAUACUACGCAGCGUGUUCCUCAUGAAUAUGUCGCCGGCGCAGGAAGAGCUCGAUAUACCCGAAAAACCAAAAGAAUCGGAACUGUUUGAGUUCCGAGCUUCCGAACAAGAUGUGAUACAGGAGAAUGCUGGCUCCAAUCAGAGCAUUUAUUCAGCGGAGGAAGUCAAUCCCGAGCUAGACAGUGUGUUCCACAAUAAUGGUGGCGGCAGCGGUUCAGGCAGUGGCAGCAACAGCAGCAGUAGUAGCGGCGUUGUCAGCAGUAGUAACAAUCGGCAUUCCCUCGGCGGUGCCAUACAACGCGGCCAUACCAUAGACGUGGCUGAUCCGAAUGCUGCGCCCGGUGUUGGAGUGGGACGCACACAUGUCAGUCGCAGUCGUAGCUUGGGUGAUCAAGAUCACAGUGAUAUAGGUGCAACGCCUGCCACAUCGUCUGCCACGACAACUGUUGGUUGUCAAAGCAGUCGCUUGAACGCUUACAUCAGCGGACAGAGGCAGCGUCGAAAUCGUAACGAUUCGGUAGGUAGCGCCUCGCCCAUUUCAUCAGCCUCUUCAUCAUCUGCCUCAUCGGAAAACAACUCGCCAGUCAGUCAGCGCGCCUCAAUAACGACCCCCACCAGCAGUCACAUCAACUACGUUAACAACAACAAUAACAAUCCUACAGCGACAAGAACAACACCACCGUCAGCGGCCGCCACCGCCGCCGCCACUGCUACAACCGCUGCUGCCAGCAUGCGCACCGCCAAUGUGAAUGCCCGCCUAUCGCCACCCGCCUGGGUGCCAGAUGAUAAAGCGCCGCGCUGCAUGUCCUGCCGCACACAGUUCACAGCAUUCCGGCGCCGCCAUCACUGUCGCAACUGCGGCGGCGUGUUCUGUGGUGUCUGCUCCAAUGCAUCGGCGCCAUUGCCCAAAUAUGGACUGACGAAGGCGGUGCGCGUAUGCCGUGAUUGUUAUGUGCGUGAAGUGCGUGUCAACACGACAGGCGCCGGCGGUGGCAGCGCUGGGCGUAGCGCUUCCUUGUCGCCACGCUCAAACACAGCUGCAGCUACUGCGGGUGGUUCGUAGAAGAGCGCACAGCAACGCUGGAGUGGAGAGGGAAAAAUAGGAAACGUAAGAGGAAUGGUGACGCUUAACAAGGCUUUUGCGCCGUUGCUGUUGCCUAUUAAUUGCUGCUGUGCUACCGUUCGCAGUCACGCAUGAUUUUGGAACCUUUUAAGCUGCAAAUAUUUUCCAAUUUUAUUUUUAUUUUUAUUUGUUCAACUGUAAAUAGUGAAAAUUACACAAAGUGAAUGUGUAAAAAUGAAAUGUAUUGGACCUUUAAGUUAGUGCGACAAUUACAACAAUGUGCGUUGUAAGCUAGGAGUAUAUUUUAAUUUGUCAAACUAAAUGCAAUUCUAAUGCAACAAAAUGCUGUAACGGAAAUUCAAAGCGCCGGCUUUAACUAAACUUUGGCUAUCACGCAGAUAAUUAUUUGUGGAAAGGGAGUAGGAUUCUGGGAUUAAAUUUUGUGGAAAUAUACUAAGCAAAUUUAUGUACUAGGAGCUGUUGGCGCUAAUAGAGAAGGAAUUACAUAACAAACCCGUUCUAACUUUUCCAAUUUAAGGGGUUAUAUAUCUUGUGAGCCCGAAAAAAUGGACGAUUGUCAUAAUUUUUUUUAAAUAUGUUUUAGAACUUUUAUUCAAAUGAGGCACGUAUCAUACUGAAGGGUAACUCUCGAAAAAUAAAUUUUGGUGUUUUUCUUUUAAAAAAUGUUAUUAUUUAUUGAUGACAUCGCCCCUCUCCCGAAACGCCGUUUUUUAGAAGCGGCUUGAGGUGAUCAUGGUAGCGCAUGAGCAGCUCAACUGAAAUCAAAAAAAUUAAAUGAUUAUUGUAGAAAAAUGGUUUUUAGUGAAUCUGAACGGUUUAUUUACCCAAAAAAAAAAAAUUUUUCUCAAUAUGAAAAUCGCUUUGCAUAAAAAAAAACAAUUUUUGAGGGGUUGAAAAUUAAACAAAAAAAAUUUAUUCCAGCAAACUAUGCAAAUAUUUAUAAAAAGUGAAGCGUUCAGAUUCACGAGGUUGUAACUUCGAAUAAUUAAAAAAAAGUUUAUGCAAAUCGGUCAAAUAGUUUUUGAUAAAUAAUUAUCACCGCGACGGUAAUUCUCAAAAAAACAUGACUUCGAGAUAAUCGCGUCUAAAGUUUUGCGUGCACUUCUCGUUCCAAGAAAGGUCGCGCGUUUCCACGGCCUGUAACUUUCGUUCUAGUGCUUCGAUCUUUAUGAUUUUUUGAAUUUAUAUUUUUAAGAGGAUGUACUUUUCGAAUAUGCCAUAAACAAAAUUUUGAUUUUUUAAUCCAACACAAGGUAUAUAACCCCUUAAAUCACUAAAUUUAAAGAUCUUUCGACCAAACACCUAACAGAAGUAUUCGCGCCAGUUAAUUAUUUUUUGAUUUUAUUAUUUUUGUUUUCCGAUGUUUUAAUGAAAAUCAGUUUAUUCCAUAGCAAAUGAAAGUUUGGGCCAACCAAAUAUAAAAAGUCACUUCUAAUUACGAAUUUGAAAAAAAACUAUAAAAUAAAAUUUCAACUAUUUCCAAAUGCACAGAUUUCGAAGAAAUUUUCGAAGUAUUUUCGCAUCAGCCAACAGCUCAUUUUGUGAUUUUUCUUACUCUGCCUGCGCUCGCUGCAUAACAAUAAAGUUUUUUUAUAUGUAAUUAAUUAACUGUUCCUAGUUCGUAAAUGCCCUCCCCCCAGCGUACUGCUUACACAUACACAUACAUACAUUUGUGUAGUACUUUUGAGUUUUUCUUCUUUAAAAUACCAUUUUGAUUUGAGCUUUUAAAAAGUCCGUACGCUAUGUAGCAAGAAAGUCACCUACCACCAGCGUAUGCAUGUAUUUUAAUGUACAACUUAGAACUUGGUCUAUUUUUGUAUACCUUAGUAUUUAAAAAAAAACAAAAACAAAAAAAAAAAUUAAAAAGUGAUGAUCAUAGACAACUGUUAGUUUUGUAGCAAUAAGAAAUUUUUGUAUUGUAUUUUUAGUAAAGAUGAAAAAGGAAUAAUUUUUAAAUUUACGAUAAUACAUUAAAAAAAGAAAAACAUGCAAGACACGCCCAUAUCUGUUUUGUAUUACUGAACUGUGUUUCCGAGGUGUGAUAGAUAUUUGAGAGAUAAAAAGUAAACAAAAAACAAAAAAAAGAUGAAGAAGAAAACCAACAAAUAGUAUAGCCUAGUGAAAUUUCUGCAUUAAGUUGCGUUCUAAUUUUUUGUGUUUUUAUCAAAUUUUGUUAAUAUUUUCGUUAGAAUACUACAAUAAGAAGGCAUGAAUACCCGCAAAUAGCCUUACUUUUAGUAUAUUAUUGCCUUUGCAAUAAAAAAAAAAAAUUUACAAUAAUUAUUAAUUUCUUAUGUGACUCGCUGAAGUGUCUUAACAUUCGUAUGUAUACAAGUUUAUUUAAUUUUACAUUUUUCUUGUUCAUUUUUUUUGUUAAGUUGAAAACUGCACUCAACUGCAACUUGUUUUGCCUUUCAACUAUUUUAUUAUCAUAAAUACUAUUGUAAUGCAUUAGUAAUUGCACUUGAAGGGUAUACGCCAGAAUUUGUUUUUGUUUUUAUUUGAAUAUCUCUAAACGUAAUUUUAACUAAACUAAAACACAUAAAGAAAACUACUAACAAUUUGUGUUGCAUUUGUUUACGUGUUUAAACUGAGAAAUAAAAACAAAAAUAUUUUUAAUAUCUAACGAAAUUGCCGAAAAAGCUACCACAACUGAAUGUAUUUAUGAGAAAAAAAGAAGAAAAUUCAACAAUAAUUUUAUGUUGCUGAAAACUAAUUUUUUGAUAUGGGAAUUCAAUGAUUUUGUGAUCUAUUAUCUAUUUACUUUUAUUCAGCUUAUUUAAAAAUAUUUUAUUAAAAUAUUAAAAAAAAACUAUCCAUAUUUAAAUUGUAUGGCGGCGUAUCGCAAAAAGUAAAUUGUUAAAAAAGCAAAUAAAAAAUAAAUAAGUAUAUAUACAUUA